AUGUAUUCUUGGUUGAGCAGAAGGCGCCUUGAAGUUGGAGUAUCAGCAGUAGAGUGUGUGGCGAUUUGGAAAUCGUUAGGGAUUUACACAGACUCUGACGAAAAAGCUGUGGAGAGGUUCUUGGAAGUCUUUAACGACGAAACAUUCCUUCCUGGUGCUUCUAUCCUCUUCGAUCUCUCCCCAAAAGGCUCUCUAACAGUUGCGUUUUCGAAAGAUGACAUCAUUUCUGAAACCGGAAAAGCAAAGAUUGAUAAUAAACUGUUGGCAGAGGCAGUUCUUGGAUCGACUACCAUCAUCUAA
Molecule: messenger RNA, 300 nt
Organism: Eruca vesicaria subsp. sativa (arugula)
Lineage: Eukaryota; Viridiplantae; Streptophyta; Magnoliopsida; Brassicales; Brassicaceae
Source: the annotation of a GenBank genome assembly